Molecule: messenger RNA, 267 nt
Organism: Knipowitschia caucasica
Lineage: Eukaryota; Metazoa; Chordata; Actinopteri; Gobiiformes; Gobiidae
Source: the annotation of a GenBank genome assembly
AUGAUAUACAGCCGUGGUUCUCAUGGGUCUGAAAAACGGAGUCGCGGGAUCAUCUUUGGGCCGUACUUCCACGCCCGCCCGAGGCCCAGGAUCCCGCGGGACCUGGCCAUGUGCGUGACCCCCAGCGGCAGCUUCUACUGCUCCAUGUGCAACAGCGGCGCUGAGCAGGAGCCAGACUUCAGGCAACACCUGGAGAGCAAGCAGCACAAGGCCAAGGUGUCCGAGCUCCGCUACCGCAACGAGAUGGUCACUCUGGGCUAUAGCUAA